AGUGAAGGGACGACAGUAGUUCACAUCUGAUACUCGCUUUGGCUUUGCGUUUCCAAACAUAUUGCAGGCUUCAACAUUUUUCUUGUUUCAUUUUCUCGAACAACAGUUCACCAGCGACAUAAAAAUUAAAACAACGAGUACAUGUACAACCUCGACCGCACAGUAAAGCUAAAACUAGCGACCAAGUGAAGAUGAAAAUGCUAUUAUCUUCCUCGUCUUCGUGAUAAGAAUUUUGACUAGUCAAGAAUUCUAGUGCAAGAAAGUAGAGCAGAAAGACAAGCCCAAUGCUUCCCAGCUCUAUUGGGCAGCUGUCCUUCGGGGCAGCUGCGAACAGCAACCAGAACAGAACGUCACCCAAUGUUCCUUCAUCCGCAUCAAAUAACAAGUCCUCAGCCGACGAUGAAACCGCGUUCGCACUGGAGUUACUCGCCCAGGCGGAAGGAGCCGGCACUGCCGCCCCCGCAGCCGACAUUGACUUGGCAGCGUUGCUUUCAUCCAUCGGCGCCUCCAGUCCAGUGGAAGACGUCGCAGCACCAGGAGCAGCUGGAGCUGGAGCUGGAGCUGCGCCGCAUCCUUUGAAAACCACCAGCAAUGGCGACCUCGCGGCUUCCGCUGCGCCCUCAAAGCCAGCGUCAAGCCCCAACGUGGACGACACCGCCGGGUUGACGAUCCAAACGAUGGCAGCGCCGGCUGGGGGACUGCGAAAUUUGAAUUCCGUUUCCGCCGACGGGUUAGUACCGGGAGGCGGGGGGCUCAGUAGUGACAAUUUGAUGAAGGUGAGCAGUAUGCAAAGUGGAGAUUUUUCACAACAGCAGCAUCAACAACAGCAAGGUGGAUCAAAUUCCAAACAGCCCUCAGUUGCAGGCGGGAAUAUUAAAAUGUCCGGGGGCACCUCCGGAGGAGCAGAAAAUAAUGCAGGAGCUGCUUCCUCCUCUACUGCAAAUAACAAAGCCGGCAACGCAACGUCUUCCUCCGGACCAUCAAAUGCGACCGUGAACAAUAAGCACAGCAAGAAGACCAUCAGGAUUUUGAAUGCGGGGGAUAACGUGACAAAACGCAUGGAGACGAUGAAACGCUACUUAAAUUUCCUCGUCGACGCCGCCCGGGACAUGUUCCACAUCUACUCGAAAAAGUACAUCGACGAGGGGUUAGGAAGACCAGAAGUGCAGGAGGAUAUAUCAAAUGUAAAAAUGUCUGGGUCUGGAAGGUUGGAACUUGUGACGCAGACUCUGGAACACACAAAAACUUGUGUUGCAUGAGCGGCAAAAGCUGUCCAUUUCUUGGCACGCAAGUAGGAAGUUUCUCAUGCGGGACAGGCAUCAUGAGGCGUGCUCAAAACCUGUGAUGCUUUUGCCUGCAUCAGACGCCACUUGCGUGAUCCGAAAUAUGCAUGACAAAUCUCAGAAUCUUCCAGACCCAGACAUUUUUACAUUUGAUAAGAUGCGAUCCUGUACAACCAGAAGCUUUCCAACUGGAUAAAACCCGAGGACAUGAAAGAGCGGGACCAAAUAAUACGAGAAUUGUGCUCCUCUGGGUACAGAGAGGUUUUGUGUGAGGUCGCGGAUCAGGAGAUCAUCGAAAGAUUUCUCGACCUAUUCCGGGAGGACCGGCCGGGCGGGAUUCCCUUUCACCUGCAGAAUGGGCAGUAUACUCCGGAAAUGAUGAGGCAGUGGAAUGCUACAUCAGAGAGCAAUAAAACCGCGGAGUUGCUACUGGAUAAAUCCUUUUUCCGGAUCUUCUUGACAGAACACCAGAAGCGGGAUUUUUUCGUGUUAUACGGGUUGAACUUAUUCCAGGAUUUCGGCAUGCACCGGCAAUACGGCAGGGUAGGAUUGCAGGCGGCGUUAGGGCAACUGGACGCACUGCAGAUGUCAACGGAUUUGGGGAUUGCCAGUCCGAAUAGUCCAGCUUUGUCAGACGACACGGAAAUGUCAGGCGGGGAGGAAGAAACGGCGAGAAUCAGGCAACAGCAAAGACAGAACAAUAACCAGAACGCGAAUGCCGGGAACAACGGCAUAUUCCAACAACUACAGCACGACAGUCUGAACACGAAAUUACUCCCUCCUGAGGAAGAGUCCCUCGGCGUCCCAGUUCCCGCGGUUGUGGUCGACGGGAUGCCAAAAACGAUCAAUAUUUUCCCGGAGGGCCACGUUUUUAACCCGACGGCUGACGAGAGGAAAGCAGCCGACCAGGUGGUGCAAGCGACAGAAACACUGAUUGACAACAUUCUUUUUGUCGAUUCCGUCGAGUUCGAGCAGGAAGUUUCCAAGAAACUCGGGCAGGAGAAGGUGCAGCACGCAAUUCGGAGAUGUAUCCACAGAAAAAAACCCAUCCACAUCCAUUUUUUGCAUGACAAGCACAGAACUUUAUUGAUUGGCGGCUAGUUAGUUCCUUUUCGUUGUAUUUCCAUUCUUUUGUCAUGCAGUUUCUCUUGGCCUUUAUUUGGGCUGGUGUUGAGUCUCCAGGGACUAUCAACGGCUAUUGUCUAAGCUUCUUUCCGCCGCUCCUGGUUUUGUAUGUUUUUCUGCUGCCACCACAUCAGACUACUGGCGCGCCCUCACAUACGAGAGCUAAUAGAUUUACUUGAUGUUCACGCUACUUCUGUAGCCUUCUCCGACGUCGUUUGUUUCGGUUGUGAGUGUCCGGACCUCUGAGUGAGCUCUUAUGUGCUUGUGACCAGUAGCUGUGCGAUAUACUGAAUAGAGUUUCUAAUGCUUAUAAGACUAAAAGCUUAUACAUACAAUAACCGCGUAUUUUUCGCGUGGUUGUUCAUGGUGGAGCCGGCGCCUGUACCCAUGAACAGCCAUCUAAGACGCGGAAAAUAGCGAGCACUCUACUUCGGUUUCCCUAGUUGACACAUGGUGCCUGGUUUUCCUCUUCCCCACCUGCUGCCAUUACUUCGGUGGUAUCGGCUUCGUCCGAUCUUGUUUGUAUUUACCGACGUUUCUGGCAUUUUGUAUGUCGGGUCGUUGACCCUUUGGGAAUGAAAACUAGGCUUGUGCGCCUGUAUUUGCACUCCAUGUUCAGCUCUCGCUUGUAUGAUUUGCAUUUACAUGCUACUUCUUAGGGUAGCAAGGGAAAUUAGAAUAGAGACGGUACAGGCAGAAGUGGUUUUGACCGGUCUAGUUUUAGAGUUACCUAUGCGCGCUAAAGAGUUUUAGUUUAUCUUUUCACUUAUCAUUUUUGGGACAAUCUUUUUAUACUGGGCUAUUCCAUUCUUUCCCAUCCUGGAUCACGAAGCUGUAGCAGCUUGGCCACAUUUGUCAUGCAGUUUUUCGUUUUGGUCAUACUCUCUGGUUUUUUCCUCUCGUGGCAAUUUGUACCUGGUGUCCCUGUUUGUCAUGCAAAUCCUACCAUCUACGCUGUUUCUGGCCUCUUGCAUGUUGGUCCUUGGACGUUGGUGCCACGAUCGCAACUCCUUUUCCAGGACCUUAGUUUCCCGCCUGCUACAACCUCGUGCUUCCACUUUUUUGGAUGGUGUUUUUACUGGGGGUAGAGCUGUGUCAUAGUUCCUACUUCAAACCCUUUUACUUUUUAUUUUGGUUCCCUCGGUGCUGAGACAGGGAGUUUGCACAGAGUUAUUUCUACCUAGAUAACAACCAACUCACGUCGCAGCCGUCCCAGGAGUUUCGAUUGUUGUCUCUCGGUAGAAAUCACGCCGUUCAAAUAUUUCUGUUUUGGAGUUUACUGGGUACGCGGUUAAGCUUGUCUUUCGAUAGAAGUCGCGUUGUCCAAUAAUUUCUUCUAGAGUUUACCGGGUAAGAAGUUUACCGGGUUUACCGGGUCGCACAGCAAUGUGAAUCCGAUUUGCUUGCUGCUGCUAUGUAUGUUUUGUAUGACAUCGCGGUGCCACCUUUAGCAUGGCUUCGCCUUUAUUCGUAAAAAUGUAUGUGUGGCGAUUUGUAUCAGUCUCUGCCCUUCGUUACUGCUGCACUUCCUUCGUAAAUUCCUGCUGUCUCGUAAAUGGAGCUAGAUCGCAAAUUCGUGCGCUCCUCAUUCUGAAAAAUUGGAUCUUCCCGGCCUUCCCCUCGUGCCCACGUAGAUGUAGGUCUCUACCCUUUUACUUCCUCCGUGUCGUGUAGUUUUGUCUUGUUUCUUGCCUCAUCCUUGUAGCGCUAGAUCGCGGAUCCCGCUUCCUCGCAGGGGCAGCUGUUUUUUUUCCGUCUUGCCAGCGGAGCUGUGGAGGGGUUGGGGUUGCAGCUGCGGCUGCUUGCUUGUAGAUUUAUUGUGGUUCGAGUACGUUAUAGGAAAGGGCGUUUAUUUUGGUAUGUGGGCGUUCCUGAUAUUGCCGCUCGGGCUUAUCCGUAUCGCUACAUGUAUCUCUGACCUUUUAUUGGUUUUAAAAAAAGUAACCAGGCCCUCUUUGCGAUCUCCGGUGAAGAACUAUAGCGCGCAAUUCCUAACUUAGUCCCUGGCUCGGUCUGCUAAUCCGGGUAAGUAGCAACAUCGUCGCGCUUCUUCACUAAAUCGCUUACUGGUGCCUGCCCGCUCGGGGAAUAAUUACAUAAACGGCUGCCGCUUGUGGUGGUCAGAGGCGUUCGAGUCUACCUAGUCCCUAGCUGCGCGCUACUCUUUUAGUUCGUGCGGGCUCCAGGUGCUGCGAUCACCGGCAGGAGCAUAACAACAGCGAGCAUAAGGACGUUAGAUUUUUGAUUGCUUUACAUUACAAGACCGGCGCUUUUUGCAUCGGCCCGCCGAAGCUUUGCGUGCGGGUUCAGCAGUCUUCUUUCUCGCGAAAAAGGUGAGUCUCCUGACCCUUCUGGUCGUCACCAUUCCGCCGGUGUCUGUGCUCUCGGGCGCGUCACCCACCUCAGGACCUCAGGUUAAGAGUUUGUCGACGUAAUUUACAAAGGGACGCCCUGCCCUUAGUUUCCCAACAUGACAAGCACAGAACUUUAUGUAUGUUUUGCAUGACAAAUUGGAUGUGGAUGGGUGUUUUUUCCUGGAUAAGAUGUUCUGACUUCGCAAAGCGACAGUUUUACAACUUCUGCUUCGACCGGUGUGUUAUCAAAUGCAAAAUUGUCUGGGUCUGGAAACUUGUGAUGCUGGGUGGCGUAUCGUGAUGAAGCCACAAGUGCUGGCUCAGCAUGACAAGUUUCUGAGCCUGCUCUAGGUGAUGCCUAUUCUGCAUGACAAAGACAAACUGCGUCUCUGCAUGACAGAGAAGUGGAGCUCUUGGGUAACGUGCAUGACAAACAAGGUCCGAGCGUGGGGACAGGGUCCCCACGCGGGCCCUUGGCUUCGGUUUCGGCCUGGGGCUUCGUUCGGCCCGGGCCUUUGGCUUGGGGUUUCGGCUUGGGGUUUCGGCUUCAGGCGACGGCGACAGACAGGCGACGGAGGUGGACUGUGGUGCGCCUUGUGCAGAACUGCCACCGCCCCAGAGGCGCGGAACGAGCUCUGCGAAGUUCGCGCAACAAAUCUGGACGCGGGGCGUCGCUCCCUCGCAUGAAAGCAAGGGCCGAGGCACGAAGCCGGGAGGGCGAUAGCCGGAGAAGCAAGAAACAGAGCGGGGCAGGGCUGGCCAGCUGGACGGCUUUGCGGCCUUGAGUUUUCGGAAGAGCCGCCCAAACUUGAAAAACUCCCGCCAGCUUUUUCACGCUUCCCCGCUCUCGCAUUGAUUUCGGCCAGCGUGUGGCUUCGGGUUCGUUCCGUGCGAUGGCCGGGGGAGCAAGGUAGGAAAAGAGCGGGGCAAGGGUGGGGCUGGCCAGCUUGGUGGCUUUUUGGCCUUGGGUUCGUUUUCGGAAAAGCCGGCCAAACUUGAAAAGAUUUCUCAAGUUUGUCCAAGCUCCCCCGCUUUCGCGGUGCCUGUUGCCAAAAUGUGGCCGCGGGGCUUCGCGCGAUAGCCGGAGAAGCAAGGAACAGAGCGGGGCAAGGCUGGCCAGCUGGGCGGCUUUGCGGCCCUAGCUUUUCGGAAAAGCUGGCCAAACUCGAAAAAACUUCCAAGCUUUUCCAAGGCUCCCCGAGUUCACAGCACCGCCCUACGGCCAAAGUGCGGCCCCGGAGCUUCGCGCGAUAGCCGGAGAAGCAAGGAACAGAGCGGGGCAAGGCUGGCCAGCUAGGCGGCUUUGCGGCCUUGGGUUUUCGGAGAAGCUGGCUCGGUGGCCCAACUUGCAAAGCCGUUCCAAAGUUUUUCAAGAUUCCCGCCCUUGUAUUACCUUCCUCCAGCCGCGCCAGGGCUGGCCGCGGGACUUCACGCGAUAGGCGGAGAAGCAAGGGACAGAGCGGGGCAAGGCUGGCCAGCUGGACGGCUUUGCGGCUUUGGGUUUUCGCAAAAGCUUGCCAAAAGCCGAACAGCUUCAGGCCUUUUGCAAGAUUCCCCGCUUUCGCAUUACCUUCCUUCUACAGCAAAAACGUGGCCGCGGGCGGGGCUUCGCGCCCGCGAUAGCCGGAGAAGCAAGGAACAGGGGGAGUGGGGCAAGUUGGCAAGGGUGGCCAGCUUGACGGCUUUGCGGCCUGGGCUUUUCGGAAGAGCUGGCCUGCCAAAGUUCCUAAAACUUCGCGCGUUUUUUGCUUUUCGGGAUCAUUUCCCACGGUCGCACUACGUACGGCCAAGAUGUGGCCGCGGGGCUUCGCGCGAUAGCCGGAGAAGCAAGGAACAGAGCGGGGUAAGGCAUGGCGGCUUUGUGGUGUGGGUUUUCGGAAAAGCUGGCCAAACUUGACAAAUUUUGCAAGCGCUGCCAAGGUUUCCAGCAUUCGCACCACCCCCGGCCACAGUGUGGCCCCGGGCCUUCGCGCGAUAGCCGGAGAAGCAAGGAGCAGCCAGAGCGGGGAAAGGCUGGCCAGCUUGGCGGCUUUGAUUGCGGCCUUCAUUUUUCGGAAAAGCUGGCCAAACUUUAAGGCUUUUUGCAAAUUUUUCCAAGAUUCCCCGCUUUCGCAUUGCCUACGGCCAAAAACGUGGCCGCGGGGCUUCGGGCGAUAGCCGGGGAAGCAAGGAAUAGGGCGGGGCAAGGCUUGCUGGGGGGGCAGCUUGGUGGCUUUUUGGCCUUGGGCUGAAUUUCGGAAAAGCUGGCCAAACUUGAGCUCAAGCCUUUUGCUUUUCAGGAUGCAUAGACUUCGCGCGGCCCCAUUGCGAACGUACGGCCAAGCUGUGGCCUCGGGGCUUUGCGCGAUAGCCGGAGAAGCAAGGAAAAGGGCGGGGCAAGGCUGGCCAGCUUGACGGCUUUGCGGCCCUGGGUUUUCGGAAAAGCUGGCCAAACUUGGCAAAGCUUUCCAAGGUUUUUCAAGCUUUCCCGCUUUCGCAUUACCUCCGGCCAAAAUGUGGCCGCGGGGCUUCGCGCGACCGAUAGCCGGAGAAGCAAGGAACAGAGCGCGGCUAGGCUGGCCAGCCGGCUGGGCGGCUCUGCGGCCUUGAGUUUCCGGAAAAGCUGGCCAAGCUUGAAAAAAUUUCUUUGCUCAAGUUUGUCCAAGAUCCCCCGCGCUCGCAUUACCUACGGCCAAAAUGUGGCCUGGGGGUUUCGCGCGAUAGCCGGGGAAGCAAGGAACUGCGCGGGCCAAGGCUGGCCAGCUGGACGGCUUUGAGUUUCCGGAAAGGCAGGCCAAACUUCAGAAAAGUUAAAGCCCCCAAGCCAUUCCGCGACCUCCUGUCUUCGCUUUACCUACGGCCAGCAUGUGGCCGCGGGGCUUCGCGUGAUACAUAGCCGGAGAAGGAAGGAACAGAGCGCGGCAAAGUUGGCCGGCUGGACGGCUUUGCAGCAUUGGUGUCUCGGAAAAACUGGCCAAGCUUGCGAACGUUUCCCAUGCUUUAGCGAGCCCCCCCGCUUAUUUUCGCACUACCUGCGGCCAGCUCGGGGCCUCGCGCGGUAGCCGCAGAAGCAAGGAAAAAGGCGGGGCAAGGCUGGCCAGCUGGGCGGCUUUGUGGCCUUGGGUUUUCGGAAAAGGCGGACAAACUUGCAAAAAUUUUCCAAGCUUUUUCAAGAUGUCCCGCGCUCGCUCGCAUUGCCUACGGCCAGAACGUGGCCCCGGAACUUGAAGCCCCUACAGAAAAAGCUUUGCAGGGUUUGGCCCCUAGUGGAAAAAUUUCAAAAAAUCCGAGUUGCCCAGAAUCAAAGAACUCGGAAAAAACAACAAAAAAGCACUGCUUUUUUUUGGAUUCGGGCGGCCGUCGGGUCUGUCUGCUAGCUUCACGUCCCGAAUCUCUGCCGGGGCGCAGGCUUCUGUGUUUCGGUGGGGUUUCCUGGGGCUCUUCUUGGUCGUUCCGCCUCCUUCUUCUCCGGCGUCGCGUCUCAGUGUGGCCCGGCUUCCGGGAUUGUGGUUGUUCAGGAAAUCGGGCCGCCGGUUUGUCCGGGUUUCUUCGCUUUCACAGUUUUUGUGAAGUUUCGCCGGGAAGAAAUGCCCGAAAAAAAUUGCAGACCUCGCUGGCCUGCAUCAAGUGGGCAACAGAAAAAAUUGGAAAAAAAUUUCGGAAAUCGGGCAAAUAGGGAAAACCAAUGGGAUUUUCCCUAUGUGGCCGAAUUUUCGAAAUUUCUUCGGCCCUCAUUCUAUGCCCCCCGGGCCCCAAUCGAAGGCUUUUUUGUGGGCCGUUGAGUUUUUUUUUUUAAUUGCCGUUUUGAAGUUUUUUCUUUUAAAUUUCCCGGGCGGGGUUUUUGUUGGCUCUUGGCGGGGGGAAAUGCGUCGCCGUGGUCAGUCUGAAGCUGUCGCGUAUGUUCCGCCAUGUCGGGCUUUUUCAUGUUUCCAUGAGUCUUGUCGCAUUGGGUUGGCAUGCAAAUCGUCGCUCUUGGUCGGACACAGGAUCCCCGGGGCUGUCUUGCUGGUCUUGUGGGGCCACCGCCCUUCUUCUCGCCCCACGGGAAUGGGAUUCGCUUACGUCUGACGGGCAGCUUGGUUCGUUCUCUGCUUUCGGCCGAUCCGGCCCGGGGAGCGAAGUUGGCAAAUUUGGAAAAAGCGCUGCACCUUUUUCGCCCAAAGCCAAAGCUUUAGGGGCAAAAUCCGGCAAGGGCUUCGCGCGAUAGCCGGAGAAGCAAGGGGCAGGGAGAGUGGGGCAAGGUUGGCCAACAAGCUGGACGGCUUUGCGGCCUUGGGUUUUCGGAGAAUAAAGCUGGCCAAACUUGAGGGAAUUUCUCAAGGUUCUUCAAGAUUUUCCGCCGGCCCUCGCAUUACCUACGGCCAAGGUGAGGCCUCGGGGCUUCGCGCGAUAGCCGGAGAAGCAGGGGAAAGAUACGAGCGGGGCAAGGCUGGCCAGCUGGAAGGCUUUGCGGCCUUGAGUGUUCGGAAACAAAAGCGGGCCAAACUUGAAAAAAUUCCUGAAAUCGCUUCAAGGCUUCCCGCCUUCGCAUUGCCAGCGGCCAAAACGUGGCCGCGGGGCUUUGCGCGAUAGCCGGAGACGCAAAGAACAGAGCGGGGCAAGGUUGGCCAGCUGGGCAGCUUUGUGGCCUUGGGUUUUCGGAAAAGCUCGCCAGGCUUGAAAGAGUUUUCCAACUUUUGCAAGAUUCCGCGCCUGCCUUCGCAUUGGAUUGCGUGCGGCCAAGUCGGGGCCUCGCGGGCGCGAUAGCCGGCGAAGCAAUGAACAGAGAAGCGCAAGGCUGGCCAGCUGGACGGCUUUGCGGCCUUGGGUCUUCGGAAAGGCUGGCCAAACCUGAAAGAGAUGGGCGCCCCAAGUUUUUUCAAGACUCCCAGGACAGAUUCCCAUUAUCUACCUACGGCCAACAUGUGGCCGCGGGGUUUUGCGCGAUUGAUAACCGGCGAACGAAGCAAGGAGCAGCGCGGAGUGAGGCUGGCCAGCAAGCCGGACGGCUUUGCGGCCAAACUUGGCAAAAUUUCUCGCGUUUUUUCCGGAUUGAUUUCCCGCCGGCCCUCGCAUUACCUACGGGCACGGCCAGAGUGUGAGUGGCCCCGGGGCUUCGCGAGAUGGCCGGGGAAGCAAGGAGCAGAGCGGUGCAGGGCUGGCCAGCUUGCGGCCCUUGCGGCCUUGGGUUAGUUUUCGGAGAAGCUUGGCAAACCUGAAAAGGACUCCCAAGCUUUUUCGAGGCCUCCCGCGGUCGCAUUACCUACGUAGGGCCAAAAUGCGGCCGCGGGGCUUCGCGCGAUAGCCGGAGAAGCAAGGAACAGAGCGGGGCCGGCAAGGCUGGCCAGCUCCUAAGCGGCUCGCUCCGCGGCUGGCUUCGGGCUUUCGGAAAAGCUGGCCAAACUUGAAAAAAGCUGUAAGCUUUUCCAAGCUUUCCCGCUUUCGCAUUACCUGCGGCCAAAACGUGGCCACGGGCGGGGCGUCGCCCGAUCGCCGGAGAUGCAAGGGACAGAGCGGGGCAAGGCUGGCCAACUGGACGGCUUUGCGGUGUUGGGUUUUCGGGAAAGUUGACAAAGCUCGGAAACAUUUUUCAAGUUUCUUCAGGAGUCCCCGUUUUCGCAUUACGCACGACCAACGUGCGGCCUCGGGGCUUCGCGCGAUAGCCGGAGAAGCAAGGGACGGAGCGCAGCAAUGCUCGCCAGUUCGACGGCUUUGGGGCCUUGGGUUUUCGGGAAAGCUGGCCGCUUCAAGAUUUCCCGCGGUCGGAUUACCUUCCUACGGCCAACAUGUGGCCGCGGGGCUUCGCACGAUACCCGGAGAAGCAAGGAACAGAGCGGGGCAAGGCAGGCCAGCGGGACGGCUUUGCGGCCUUGAGUUUUCGGAAAAGUUUUCCAAACUUAAACCCCGCCAAGUUUUUUCAAGCUUUCCCGCGUUCGUAUUGCCUACGGCCUCGGUGCGCCGCACAAUAGCCGGGGAAGCACGGGGCAGAGCGGGGCAAGGCCGGCCAGCGAGCUGGACGACUUUGCGGCUUUGAGUUUUCGGAGAAGCUGGCCAAACUUGAAAAAAUUUCCCGGCUUUUCCAAGAUUCCCCGCCUUCGUUCUACCUGCGGGCGGCCAAAAUGUGGCCGCGGGGCUUCGCGCGAUAGCCGGAGAAGCAAGGGGCAAAGCGGGGCAAGGCUGGCCAGCUCGGCGGCUUUGCGGCCUUGGGUUUUCGGAAAAGCUGGCCGCACUUGAAAAGGUUCGCGCGCUUUCUUCAGGGUUUCCCGUUUUCGCAUUACCUACGGCCAAAAUGCGGCCGCGGGGCUUCGCGCGAUAGCCGGACGAGCAAGGAACAGAGAGAGCAGGGCACGGCCGGCAAGCUGGACGGCUUUGCGGGCGGCCUUGGGUUUUCGGGAAGGAUGGCCAAACUUCAAAAAAGUUAGCUUUCAAGUUUUGCAAAGGGCUCCCGCGUUCAAAUUACCUGCGGCCAAAAUGCGGCCCCAAGAUUCCCCGCAUUCGGACGACUGGCGGCCAAGAUGUGGCCCCGGGUCUUCGCGCGAUGGGCGGGCUGCAUACCCUUGGGAAGCACGUGCUCGCGAAUAUUCCAGAGCAGAACCCCCACCCCGAAUGUUCGCGAACAUCCUAGAGCCGCCCACGCAUGCAUCAGGGCGAGCCCCAUACCCUUGCGAAACGUUGCCGAAUAUUCCAGAACGCGGCCCCCUCGUCGAAUAUUCGCGAAUAUUCCGGGGCAGGGCGAAGACUCUCGGGAAGUUUUCGCGAAUACUCAAGAAAACAGCCCCCCCGAAUGUUCGCGCGCAGAUAUUCCAGAACGGCCCGAAUGCUCGCGAAUAUUCCAGAACAGCCCGGCACUUGCUGCCGGCGCCUGUCGUGCCCAGCCACCUGUCCUGUCGCGGCGAACUGGCGCCACCCCCUGUCGCCGUCAGCCACCUCCCGUCGGGGCUAGGCGAGACCAGAGCCCGGGGGCCAGGCAGUGCAAGUGCUAAAAUUAAUGGGCCCGAAAUAAAUGGACGCCGUACGAGAAGAGCGCCGGCCGCGCUUUUGCGUGCGUGCGCCCAUUUUCAAGGCGAGGCAGGUGCACGCGCGCCGCCCUUCUCGUCCUUCUUUUGGGCCGGUGCUAGCGUGGCAAAACUGAAGCUGGCUGCUUUUUAGCGCGCGCGCAUUUUUCAAAAAUAGCCACUACUUUUCGAAAGCAGACACUACUUUUCCGACCUUACGAAAAAGCAAUCAGACUCGAAAUCCGGGCCCUGUAACUGUAACCACACACCCCAGGCGACAGGUGCAGGCGACAGGCGAAAGGAGAGGCGAAGCGACAGGCAAAAGGAGAGGCGAAGCGACAGGCGAACCGACAGGCGAAACGACAGGCGAAACGACAGGCGAAACGACAGGCGACGACGACAGGCGACGACGACAGGCGGCGGCGACAGGCCAAAAGUGGCAACUUUUCACGCGGUUCCGCACCAGCAGCAGCAACAAAAAAAAAGCACAGAGCUACUUACUUCCGCGAAGAAAAAAGGGGCUCUUUAAGUAACAGAGUUGCUUUUUUCUUCUUGCAAAUAAUUGGCCCUUUGCUUUUUUUUUGUUGCUGCUGCUGCUGCGGAACCGCGUGAGAAGUUGCCACCUGUGGCCUAUCGCCGCCGCCUGUCGUUUCGCCUCUCCUUUCGCCUGUCGCUUCGCCUCUCCUUUCGCCUGUCGGUUCGCCUGUCGCCGUCGCCUCUCGUCCUCACCUGUCGCCGUCACCUGUCGCGACGAACAAACUCUAUUUGUCCAUGACAAGCGCAUUUUUUUACUUCUCAAAAAUAAAUAGUGACUUACUUACUAAAAGCAAAUCUUAUUUAUUUUUGAAAAAUAGAAAGUAGGUGGCAAACGCAUGCGUUCGAGUUUCUUCACUCCGUCUCGGGUUAAUUUAUUCACGUGCGUGAAAUAGUUACUAUUUCUCGAAUGUGAAUAAAUUAACUAUUUUUUGCACAUGGACAUGAAUUAAGAUAAAAGAGUUGCUUUUUUCUGUCGAAAGUCAAUAAUUCUUUUAUUUAUUUUUUUGCUUCUAGUGUUGAUUCUGCUGGUGCGAAACCGCAUGAGAAAUGGCCACUUUUGGCCUGUCGUCGCCGCCUGUCGUUUCGCCUGUCGUUUCGCCUCUCCUUUCGCCUGUCGCUUCGCCUCUCCUUUCGCCUGUCGUCUCACCUCUCGCCUUCACCUGUCGCCGUCACCUCUCGUCUGGGGUAUGUGAUAACAGAACCCGGAAGUCAAGCAAUAUAAAUAUUAAUUCAAGAGUCAUGCCUGACACGCAUGACAAACAUGCAUUCUUCCAGACCCAGACAUUUUUGCACUUGAUAUGUGUGGAUUUACCGGAAAAAUCCGAGGCGCUAUUCGCAAAAUUGCCUAUGUUCGCGAAUUACAUGCUGGUGGAAAUGGAAAAAAAAGCGAAAACGUUGAACGAGUGGUAUAGUUUUGUGUUUGGAAGUUAUUACUUCAUCGUGUUUGAUGCAUGACAAACGCAUACAUUUUGACGUGCCGGCAAUACAAAUUUGCUUUGCCAAAAAUUCUUGUUCCACCUUAAAAAAAUCGUAUCUUAUCUUCAGGCUCGACCGCUACCGCUUCUACAUGAACCUGGAGCAGGGCAAACCAAAACCCGACGCGGAGGGGCAACAGAGGAUUGCGAAGCUCCGGAACGACUGCGACACCGUCCUCGAGGAUCUAGCGAAGGACCGGUGGCAAAAGAUGUGGAGCCGGUUGAACCCCAAAACGAACUCUUUCGUCACCGACGAGCGGGCCUGCGCCGACCGGAAGGUGAUGCUGCUGAAGCAGAUGGCGAUGGUGAUCCAGGUUUUGAUCAGGAGUAAAGAGUCGGGGCACUGGUUUGCACGGGAUCUACUACCCUAUUCUGGAAAGGAAAAAAUGCAGGCGUUGGUGGAAAAUAUCAACACGAUCAAGAAAGCGUAUUUCCAGUGCGACACGUUUGAGAGAAUGGAGAAGUGGCUCGGCUUCAUGAAGAAGGAGGCGGAAGGGAAGUUUUUGAAGAAGGCGGACAGUAUCAUGAGUAAGUACGGGACUGUGUGCUCCUUAGGGUCCGGGGGAAUUUGCGGUUUGAAAUCCGGGAGCCCAAACGAGAUCAUGAAAAACGCGAUGGAUGGUAUACUAAUACAUGUUGAUGUGAUCUUGGCGAUUUCCUGUUUGUGUUGAAGCGUUUUUCAUCUUGCAUCACCCAACUACUUACAUCACUAGCACUACAUGUCGGGGGACAUGUGUGGUGUUGCACGUCUGCUCCAUUUGUUCAAUUUGCAGCUCUGAAUUUCAUCACCAAAUCUAUUCUCACUCUAUCAGGCGCCACCACUCCUUGCGAAUACGUGGUCGCGCACCACUUGCUUCCCCACCACAAAACCAGCCCGAUUCUUAUGACGGAGAAGCUCAGGUGUUUGAUUGGCACGGAAAUUUGGGAAGAUUUGCACGACAAUUUUCCCCUCUACUGCAAGUUGAUUUACCUUCUCUCCGACGGCCACAAGGAGUUCAUUCACUUGGUCAGUUCCGAGUGCAUUUUCGAAUUCCUGAAAAAGCACUUCCGGGAGUCCAUGUUGUUUCUCCACACGAUUAUAGACGUGCCGAAGAACGGAGGAGGUCCGAAUAACACCCAGAACAAGAAUCCGAUGCAACUGCAAAACCAGCAGAACAACAACAAUAAUCCCUCGGAACAGACCACGAAAAAAGUUCUUCGGAUCUACGUCUUAGGGGAGGAUGACGACCACAAUUUCAUCCCCGCAGUCAAAACCAUCACCGGCUUAGUGAUUGACAACACGUCGACGAAUACCCCCGCGCCGAGUUUCAAGCAGGAAUUUCCGAACUUACUCAGGGAGUUCCAGCAUUGGCUGGAUAAAUUCCCGAGGGAGCUCAUGGUCCCCUUUUCCCCGGGCCACAUGGCGAUGCACAACUUCGGCCAGAUAUGAAAGCCUCAGGUUGGAAAUCCUCAAAGUGGAAAUAAUUUGUAAUGCAAGAAAACGACUCCAGUUGAACUUGAAGCACCAUUGCUAGUCGGCGCAUGAGAAAUCUCCCGGACACUCAAAACGUGUCUGUCAUGCUAGUUAGGCAAAGGGGUGCCCUUCUGUCGUGCUAGUCAGCAGCCCAAUUCUGAACCAGUAGAAGCACAACAGUCGGCCUCCGUUGCGUCCACUGCAAUACAGGGUUUUUUGCGUCGCAUUUCACGCGUCACAAAUUAUUUCCACUUUGAGGAUUUCCAUUCUGAGGCUUUCAUACCAGAUGCAGAUCGUUUUCAAAUCCGGUGACGAUACGACGACGAAGAAGACGCAUGUGUCAUUCAGAGAUCCGAAAACCGGGAACAUCACGGAGUUGACAAUCAGGGAUUUUCUCGAAAAGUUCGGGCCCGUUGGGAAAAAGGCGGAUGAAAUUAAGGAGAUCAUGGAGCAACAGUUGAAACAGAAGCAAGAGCAACUACAGCAACAGCAACUCUUGCAGCAGCAACAAAACAGGCUAGGAGCAGCUGGAGUUGUUCCUGGAGCCCCGGGCGGGCAGCCGCCGCGGCAGCAGGAACACCACCCAUUGGCGGUGCAGGGUGCGAAGGAGCUGGCGAAGGUGUUGAAAGACAACCCUAUCCCGAUUAAAAACGUACCCACACCAGAGUCAAGAUGGGGAUUUUGCAACACAAACCUAGGAGUUUUGGGAGUCACGCAUGACAAGUUUCAGUCUGUAAGGUAGUGCAAGUUAGCAAGGAAAGCCGCAUCACAAAUCGAUCUGCUGAUCCUGUUUACAGCAUUACAAGUUCCCAAACACGAUUGAGAAUGCCUGUCAUGGGGUUGCGCAUCACAAAUGUUCCUGUCAUGGCAAAUCUGCAUGACAACUAUGGUGCUUUUGGCUCAAGGAGAGCGCAGGCAUAGCCUCAACGCCCCGCGCGUCUGUGUGCGCUUUGAAAAAAAACUAAAAAAAAAAAAAAAAAUGUUCGCUGGUUCUUUUGGUGCUCCUCCCCACAGCGCCGGCACAACCUCCUCGGGAUCGGGCCACGCAACUCGGAGGGACGAACGGCGCCGGCGAAGCACGCCUACAACCCAAGUGCGGCCCCAAGUGCGUUCGGCGCGGACGCGGCUCGGGUCGGCUUUGGCAAAUGGACACCACGUUUCGCGCGGAGGCCCCCCAGCUCGCCCAAGCCAGUAGCAGCAAGCUCAAUCGAGUCUUGUUCCCCAUGCACAAUAGAUGCGAGGUAAGGGGCGCACAAUAGAUGCGAGCUCAAGGCUUGGCACCGCUGGGGGGGAUGGUCUUGGCCACAUCGCGGGAAUUUUCCCGCCGUGGAAUCGACAAUGGACCUGGCGCCGGCGUUUUACGCUUCUAUGUUGCUCCCGCGUGGGCUGCGGUCCGCGUGAAGAAGCGUGUUCUACUUGAGCCGCCUUGCCAAUCGUGUAUCUGUGCUCCGAGCUUCUGGGCAAGUGUAAAGCAUGCUUCUUGACCGCCAAAGUUUGCGGUCAGGUGGAUAAGCAUUAAUUCUCGCUGCAUCUCUUACCUUUAACUUGGAUGUCUAAACAUCACUUCAGGCCUGCGCUUGUCGCUUAGUGUCUCCAGUGAAUGCAUUCAUCCAGACAGUAGCUACGGGCUUUGCCGCAGGCUGCAGCUUUCUCUUGUAGUUGUGUGCCUGGCUGUACAUUCCCGAUAUAGUGGUUGCGAGUUGGAAGUUUGCGAGAAUCAGAGUAAGGAAUUGUUGGCAAAAAAGUGAGGCGUUGUUCUGUUGGCAAGUGGGCACAAGUUGGCACAGUAUGGCUGUUGGCACAGUAUGGAUAUGGUUGGUGGCGAUAACAGAGUUGGAAUAUAGUGGCCGGGAGAUGAUGGUGAUGGCACUUUGGCGUCCGCCUGACCCACCCGCCCUGCGUCUCAAGCCAUCUGCGGCCAUGGCACAAUGGGGGGGCAAAGUGUGUCGCAUUUUGUUUAGCAUGACAACUAUGGUGUGGGUACGUUUUUACUCAGGAUAAACCCGCAGGCAAAUCUAACCGGGGACGAGAUCGUGAAGCGCGUGAAGGUAUCAAAUGCAAAAAUGUCUGGGUCUGGGACGAGAUUGCGAGAUUUGUCAUGCUAGUCUGGCAUGACUCUUAAAUCUGUCAUGCACGUUUCCCAAGAGCCCCAUUUUGCUGUCAUGCAGAAACGCAGUUUGCCAUGCAGAAUAGGCAACACCUAGAAGCUCAAAAGCUUGUCAUGCUGAGCCAGCAUAAUUUGUGGCCUCUUCAUGAUACGCCACCCAGCAUCACAAGUUUCCAGACCCAGACACUUUUACAAUCCAUACAAGGAGUUUGUCGCGACGUGCGGGAACAUCGUGAAGCUUCACGAACAGAUGCAGCGGGAGUACCAUGCGGAGGUGCAGCGAAGGGGCGGGCCGAAUCAUCCGAACGCGAAAACGAUCGCGCCGGUCCGCGCGUUGGAGUCGAUGUUGAAGCUGCAACUGGUGAUUGCGACAACGAAUAACCCCCAGCUCCACUCCGUCGCGCAACACCCAAAAUUCCACACGAUGGACCCGAAGCAGCAGCAAGCGAUGUUGCAGUACGUUUUGACAAAUUCGGCGAAUUUACCCGGGGGAAACAACAGUACUCAGGGAAAUAAUAAUCAGGCGCAGCAGAAUAAUAUGAACCAGCAUCAACAAAAUAACCCGAAUCAGUUGAACAGCAUUCAGCAGCAAUUACUGCAGCAGCACCAGCAACAGCAGAACCAGAUGCAGCAGCAACAGCACAUCCUGCCCAUACCAAAUCAACAGCAAAACCAGGGCAAUAAUAUCAUGCCCAUGAUUGCUCGGCAACAGCAGCAGUACAAUCAGCAACAGCACAAUAUGCAGCAGCGACAUCAAAAUAACAUGAUGAACAACUGGAGCCAAAAGGGUGGAAAGGGUGGAAAACAACAUCACAACAACAAUUACGGCGGGAUGAAUAACAACAACAUGCAUCAUCAACAGUACAACAACCAUAACCAACAGCAGCAACAACAAUACAACCAGCAACAACAAUAUCAACAGCAGUUGCAAAAUAACCAGAAUCAGCAUAUCUCACCACCCCGGCAAAACCAGACAAUCUCCGCCGCGAGCUUGCUAGGGAAUAUGUCGAUGUCGGCGGGGAACACGCCCGCGUCGACAAACAAACGGCAGUCGAUGGAGCACAACAGUCCGGCGAAGAGGCAAAACGCGCCGCCCGUGAAGUUAGGGGAAGAGGAUGAUGAGUUGUAAGUAGUACAACUACCAAUAGCAGUGCUAGCGACCUUGAUUUACUGCAACAUAUGGCGGCUGUUGAAGAGAAGUGUCAAUGUAACUCAUGUUCAGUUUUUGUUUUGCAACGCAACAAGAAAAUUUACAACUAAAUUACAACGAUAGAAGCUGAUCUGGUGAUUAGCCCGCAGUCAGAAUCUGUACCCUUUAAUUGCUUGAGUGUCAACAUGUUUUUUACCUAGGAUUUCAAACACGCAAUAUCUGCGUUCAAAUUCCAAGCAGCACUUGGAAAUUUUCACAAGUUUUUCUGUCAGUCCUUUGUGUUGGACAUGGACGUCGACGUGGAUUUGCAACAUACAAGAAUGGCGGAAAAACUACACUCUACAGUUUGAAAAGCAAGACGAUGAAACGUCAAAUGGCGUUGGCUAGUAGACAGGCCCUGUUUUGGCGCUCCUGUUGUAAGUCAAUAUUCGUCACCCGCGCAGUCGCGUGCAAUGGCUGAGCAGCCACAGCAUUUUUUCUUGGAGAGCACGAGUUUGACUUUGUGUUGGAAUUUUAUGCUUGAGAAUUACGAAGUAAUUCGUUAGCACCAGUUUUGAGUCCAUGGAAAAGAAGAGUCGUCUGCUCUCGUCUUCGUCUCGUCCAUGUCUUCGUCCUAAGAUCUAGUUGGUGGGUCGCGCAUACCGCAAAUAACGCGACGGCACAGGCAAACGUUC
Molecule: messenger RNA, 18610 nt
Organism: Amoebophrya sp. A120
Lineage: Eukaryota; Dinophyceae; Syndiniales; Amoebophryaceae
Source: the annotation of a GenBank genome assembly